Messenger RNA from Teleopsis dalmanni, 351 nucleotides. RefSeq names its product G-box-binding factor-like. The transcript is spliced from 2 exons. Lineage: Eukaryota; Metazoa; Arthropoda; Insecta; Diptera; Diopsidae. The coding region runs from base 1 to 351 and encodes 116 amino acids. The record is from RefSeq and is a predicted model, not a curated record.
AUGCCGGUCAAUCAAACUCCACCAAAAGGUGGAGGCGAGUCAAAUCACGAGCAACAAUCACAACAAGAACAACAACAACAGCAUAAAACACACCAACAACUACAACUGCAAGAAAAACCACUGCAAACCCAACACAAACAACCACAACAGAACCAGCAAAUAGAGAAACAACAAAUGCAGCAAGAGUACCACAUAAAACUCCAACAAUCAAACCAUCAUCAACACAAUUCACCAUCAAAACUCAUUCAGAAUUUGGAAAACUCACCAGAAACUGCAUUAUUAACACCAGAACUGCAAACACAACUGAAGAUGCAACCACAAACAAAAACAAUGGCUUCAACACGCCAGUAG